Molecule: messenger RNA, 1884 nt
Organism: Meleagris gallopavo (turkey)
Lineage: Eukaryota; Metazoa; Chordata; Aves; Galliformes; Phasianidae
Source: RefSeq, a predicted model, not a curated record
AGAUUGAAACACUUGUUUAAUUUUUUUCAGGCCCAACAUAAUACAAGAAUGCUGGCUACGUAUGCAGCUAUUGAUCCUAGAGUGCAAUAUCUGGGUUAUACAAUGAAAGUUUUUGCAAAGCGCUGCGACAUUGGUGAUGCAUCCCGUGGUAGCCUGUCUUCAUAUGCCUAUAUUCUUAUGGUUUUGUACUUUCUACAACAGAGAAAUCCACCAGUUAUUCCAGUUCUUCAGGAGAUAUUUGAUGGAAAACAGAUUCCACAGAGAAUGGUAGAUGGAUGGAAUGCCUUUUUCUUUGAUGACAUGGAAGAGCUGAAGAAGCGUCUGCCUUCUCUUGGAAAGAACACUGAAUCCCUUGGAGAACUUUGGCUGGGGUUGCUGCGAUUUUACACUGAAGAAUUUGACUUCAAGGAAUAUGUGAUCAGCAUCCGACAGAAGAAGCUGUUAACUACAUUUGAGAAACAGUGGACAUCGAAAUGUAUUGCUAUUGAAGAUCCUUUUGACUUGAAUCAUAAUCUUGGUGCUGGAGUCUCUAGGAAAAUGACCAAUUUCAUAAUGAAGGCAUUUAUCAAUGGAAGGAAAUUAUUUGGUACCCCAUUCUACCCAACUGUUGGAAGGGAAGCUGAAUACUUUUUUGACUCAAAAGUACUGACGGAUGGAGAAUUGGCGCCCAAUGACAGAUGUUGUCGUGUCUGUGGAAAAAUUGGUCACUACAUGAAAGACUGUCCAAAGAGGAGGAGGUUAAAGAAAAAAGAGAAUGAGAAAGAUGAUGAAAAAGAAGUGAAAGAAGAUGAUAGAGAAACAAGAGAGAAGAGGUGUUUCAUCUGUGGAGACGUGGGUCACGUUAGAAGAGAUUGUCCUGAAUUCAAACAAGCCCGUCAGAGAAAUAAUAGUGUGCCAAGCAGCCAGUUGGUCCGAAGCAUGGUAAAUUCACAGCUAGUGGCUGUAAGCCAGCAGCAAGUGGAAGGACCCUUGCGCACUAGACAGUCCUCAGAAUGUUCUGAUUCGCAUCAGUCAUCUUAUUCUCCACAACCUCAACAAUUUACACAGAAUUCCUCUCAGCCAGCCUCCAUUAACCAGACUCAGCCACAACCAAUAUCCCAGUCUAAGCACGUUCCACAACCACAGCAGGGUGCACAGCCACCCCAUCAGGUCCAGCUGUCUUUGUUUAACUUUCCCCAAUCUCCCCCAGGUCAGUAUUCUACCUUGCAUAACCUGGGACUACUUCAGAUGCACCAUCACCACCAAAUUCAGCUUCCCAACACUUCGUGGCCUAUUCAUGGGCCUGUUAUUCACUCUGCACCGGGUAACCCUCCUCAUUCUACAAAUGUUCCAUUUUCUAUGAGAUCUGGCAGCAGCGGCACCACAAAUAACCAGAGCAGUGUAAGCUUGAACGAUCCCAGUAUCAUCUUUGCACAGCCUGCUGCCAGGCCCAUGGGAAUCCCCAGCACUUCUCAUGAGGGACACUGGCACAGUCCUGUGACUCCAAACUCACUGGUGAACAAUGGCACUGUGGGGAAUUCAGAUCAGGGUUUCCAAGGACAGUUUGGUAAAAUGAACCCUCCUUCUGUCCCUUGGGACCAUGGGACCCCUACCCAUUUUCCUCUCCUCCGAGGAGCGUGGCCUUACAAUAUGCCUCAGAACUACAUGCAGCAGGGAAAUGCCAGCUAUCCACCGAACAAACCUUUCUACCCUCAAGCUGGUCCACUGAUGCAGAGUAACCAGCGGUUCUCGCUUCUGUCUCAAGGACACCCACACUUGAAUCUGAAUUACAUUCAACAGAAAAAGGUCUUGCCGAAUGCUAACUCCGUUAAGAGAUGCUAGAGCUGAGCUAAUGUGUCAUUUUCUUCCCAGUCAAGAUGUCGUCUGGUUAAAAAAAAAAAAAAA